AUGCCACAAAAGGGAGUCUCAAAGGGCGGGGGUAAAGUGAAGAGUGCUGGGGCGCUUCGUCGUCAGGUGGGAAAGACACGCCCGGGUAUGCGAUCAGUGGCCGCCAAGAAGAAUAAACACGUGCAAAUUCGAGCAUUAAAUAAGAAAUUCGAAAGUCAAAAACGCGUGGACAUAGAAAAUCAAAUAGCUGCGAAGACGUCGGGAUUCCAAAAGUUCCUGGUCGUCAAACCAGAGGAAGAAGAGAAGAAAGAAGACACCAAAAAGUUAAAGAAAUUCACAUAUAAAUCCGGAGUGUCGGGCAAGGCAAAGGCCGGAUCAACUAUACAACAGGAGAAGAAGAAGCGAAAAUAG
Messenger RNA from Sphaeroforma arctica JP610, 351 nucleotides. RefSeq lists its product as hypothetical. The record is from RefSeq and is a predicted model, not a curated record. The coding region runs from base 1 to 351 and encodes 116 amino acids. The transcript has 3 exons. Lineage: Eukaryota; Ichthyosporea; Ichthyophonida.